AUGUCCGUGGUGUGCGAGGCAGUAGAGGCACUGACCCCCAAUGCCAAGCCAUCUUCGUAUGCGAAGAGAUGGUGGACGGCCGACCUCACACAGCUCCGGCAGAUUCACACUCACUGGAGGAACCGGGCGAGGGCGGAGAGAAGGGCAGGUAACACCCAACCCGAGCUGGAAAAACGCGCCCGCUCGGCCGCCAAGCAAUAUCACGACGUCAUCCGACAACAGAAGAAGAGCCAUUGGGAGGACUUUCUGGCCGGCGACACAAACAUCUGGAAGGCCGCGAAGUAUCUCGACGCCAGCAAAGGGGCUUCCUUCGACAAGAUCCCCCUUUUAAAAAGAGCCGAUGGUUCCCCAACGGAAGACGCCGCAGAACAGGCCGAAGAGCUGCUCUCUACAUUCUUGCCUCCUCUUCCCAACACGAUUGAGGAGGAGGGGGGGCGGCCACAGAGGUCGCCGGUACCCUUACCUAACCUCACGCUGGGAGAAGCAGAGAGACAGCUCUUUGCAGCAAAGCCGUGGAAAGCACCCGGAGAAGACGGUCUGCCAGUGACAGUGUGGAAGCACACAUGGCUGGUGGUGAAGGGGAGGGUCCUCUCACUUUUCCAGGCCUCGCUAGAUGAAGGGACGCUGCCUCAGCAAUGGCGGCACGCCAAAAUCAUCCCGCUGAAGAAGCCAAACAAAAGCAACUACGGCGUGGCAAAGGCCUGGCGACCGAUCACGCUGCUCUCGACGCUCGGAAAAGUGCUAGAGUCGGUCCUGGCAGAACAAAUCUCGCACGCGGUCGAGUCGUUUGGCCUCCUCCCUACGAGCCACUUUGACGCUCGCAAGCAGAGGUCGGCAGAGCAGGCGCUGAUACUGCUGCAGGAGUACAUCUACAGAGCGUGGAGGAAGAGAAAGGUGGUCAGUCUGGUCAGCUUUGAUGUCAAGGGAGCUUACAAUGGGGUGUACAAGGAGAGACUACUUCAACGACUCAGGGCGCGGGGUAUCCCCGGGAAGCUGGCGAGAUGGGUUGAUGCCUUCUGCUCCCACAGAACGGCAAGCAUCCUAGUCAACGAUCACGAGUCCGGGGCUCGCCCGUUACCACAAGCAGGGCUGCCUCAGGGCUCGCCACUGUCGCCUGUGCUGUUCCUCUUCUUCAAUGCCGAUCUCGUACAACACCAAAUCGACGAGAACGGGGGCGCGCUGGCCUUCGUCGACGACUACACGGCGUGGGUUACCGGACGAUCGCGAGAAGCAAACCGGGAAGGCAUCCAGAACAUCAUUGAUAGAGCACUCGAGUGGGAACGACGAAGCGAGGCGACCUUCGAGACGGACAAGACGGCCAUCAUCCACUUCACGCGCAACUGGAGACUACCGCCGGACUCGACCAGCUUCGUCAUCAAAGGGGACACUGUCCGACCAAAGGACCACGUCAAGGUACUCGGGGUGACGAUGGAUACGAAGCUACGAUUCGAAAAGCACAUCGCAGACGCGACGACAAAAGGGCUGGAGGCCGUGCUGGGACUCAGGCGGCUCAAAGGUCUGUCUCCGGCGACGGCCAGACAGCUUUUCGUCGCGGCCGUGGAACCAACGAUGGACUACGCGUCGAAUGUAUGGAGAUAUAGAUGUCGGGCAACGCAGAUGAGAGCAGUCAACCGAGUGCAGAGGAUUGGCGCCCAAGCGGUCGUGGGAACCUUCAACUCAGUGGCCACAGCGGUCGCCGAAGCGGAGGCAAGCAUUCAAUCGGCGCAAGAGAGAUACGACAGAAAAUCAACAACAUUCUGGGUACGGAUGCGAAGCCUUCCCAAGACCCAUCCGCUUCGACGUCUACGGGCGGUAGCCUUUCGACGGUUCCCAUCACCCUUCCAGCUGAUGGCGGAGGCCUACCGCGACCAACCCCUCGACAAGCUGGAGACUAUCGAAGGGUAUUCGAUCACUCCAUGGGAAGCCCGGAUUGACACAGUAGUCGACGACGACGCGGUCAAGGCCACCGAAUUCAGUCCGGGUGGGCAGUGA
Messenger RNA from Colletotrichum tamarilloi, 1992 nucleotides. Its product is annotated as zinc knuckle. Bases 1 to 1992 code for a protein of 663 amino acids. The transcript has a single exon. The record is from RefSeq and is a predicted model, not a curated record. Lineage: Eukaryota; Fungi; Ascomycota; Sordariomycetes; Glomerellales; Glomerellaceae.